Vespula vulgaris is the source of this 6063-nucleotide messenger RNA. RefSeq lists its product as uncharacterized. The transcript has 4 exons. Gene Ontology annotation, cellular component: rough endoplasmic reticulum membrane; nuclear membrane. The coding region runs from base 275 to 3790 and encodes 1171 amino acids. Gene Ontology annotation, biological process: chemotaxis; neuronal signal transduction. The record is from RefSeq and is a predicted model, not a curated record. Gene Ontology annotation, molecular function: microtubule binding. NCBI's taxonomy places the organism in Eukaryota, Metazoa, Arthropoda, Insecta, Hymenoptera, Vespidae.
GAUUCGCGGGCGUUGUCUCGGGGAGCGGUGAAUCCGGUCGCGCAAUUGGCUCGCAACAGCAAUAGCAGCAGCAUCGGCAUCAGCAGCAGUUUUAACAGCGGCGGAGAGACGAGAGGGAGAAGAAUCGGCUCGUGUUUCUAGAUUUGUAAUCCCAUCGUUGUCGCGGUGCGAAAGUGAGUUUGUAAACUUUGAGAGAGAGAGAGAGAGAGAGAGAGAGGGAGGGGGGGAGGGAGAGGUCUGUCGCGAGCGCGUUCGAGAACGCGUGUCGUUCAAGAUGGCUACCGCCGGCAACGCGUCGGCCGGCGGCGAGUCGAAUGGUGCCGGUAAUAAUAACGUGCCUCAAUGGAAAAGGGAUCUGAUACAACGACGGAGACAACAAAAUAAAGUUCUAUCGAGCAACGGAGCGAGCGCAAAACUCUCGUCGACGGAGAGUCGCGAGGACGUUGCGAUAGUUUGUCGUCAGGAACAACGAGACGCAUCAUCGACGAAAACGACGACAGUAACGACAACGUGCGAGGAAGAAAAGUUCGGUAGUGGCAGUAACGAAUCUGCUGCUAUCGUGUUCGCUGAUGCCGCUGCUAGUGGUGGUAGUGUUAGUGGUACUGGGGGCGGCAUGGGCGGCCUCCCUACCCCUACUAUAAUGGCCGCGCUUGUCGGCAGGGGGCUCGCUAGUGGCGCCACCCUUCUCCACGGCGGUAAUAGCUGCGAAAUUGGCUCAGUGGCGCGCAACAUGCGUCUCGAGGCGGAUCUCUCACUUUGCUCCGAUUCGGAGGAUGUAAACGGUAGUGGUGCUAGUGGUGCUUCGAUCAGAUCCACGGACAUGGAACGAAAGAUGGAGCACGGUGGAGAUGAUUACGAGAUCGAAGAUAACGUUCUCGGGACGAGGAGAACGCGCGACAACGUAUUCGAAGAACUUAGUGGUAACACGACGAGCGGCGUCAACACCGUCGGCAUGAGGACGAACGAAGCCGACGCCGAGAGCGACAGUUCCGAGGAACUACAAUACGGUCCUGGUAUCGUGAAUAAACUUAAAAGCAAAUAUCUCAAUCUCGCUCUUAGGGAAACGAACAAGAGCCGGGCGACCGUUCAACGUUUUCGACGCGCUGCUAGUCUGGAAGAUCUACUCGAUCGAGAGGACGAACCGACGAACGAAAAGAAUGCGACUACCGUUUCCGGUAGGAAGUACGCUAAGAGAAACGUGGCCGGGCAAACGAGCAAGACCGGCGGCGAUAGGUAUCGCAAUGCUAAUCGUGGUAACGAAACGAUGAAGAGAGCUAGAAGCGUCGAAACUCUCGUCAGGUACAAUGCCAGUUCGUCCUCGAUCGAUGAUUCCGGUCUCGCUAAGACGAAUCCUAACAUGAGGAUCACGUCGAGACAGGAUCCGAUUAACGAUCACAUCGUUCUCGUCGACAGGAGCACCGUUAAGAUAGAGAGUCGACUGAGCGAGAUAGACCGGCCCAAGGCGGCAAACAAGCCGAAAAGAAUCAAGCCAGUUUUGGCAGAAACCGAACGGCCUCCACCCGAUCUAGUCAAGACGACGAUGCGCAUAUUCGAAGGAUCGGCGAAAAAGUUGAAGCCUAAAGGAGAGGUCGCUGCUAAGGUAGCGACCUUCAAGACGAUCAACGAUACUUUCAAAGCGCAGAAUCAAAAGAAGGUACUACCUAAACCACCGCUACAGCCUAAACCCUUUGUCAAUGGUAAUGCUAGGACAAGUACCACUGGUUCCUCGUCACCGAAGAAGAUCGUCUUACCUCAAAAACCAACGGCCGAACUCAUAGAAAAAGAUGAGGAGUUUCAUUUCGAUGGUGUUAUUACCGAUCCUAUAGUACAAUCAGUUUCUUCUGUAGUGAGCAAGUUUCAGCAGAUCGAAAAGUCUCAUUCGCCGUCACCUUCGCCAGAGCCUACCUUUAAUAAGCUCAGGUUUUCUCCAGCACCAAGUCCAGAACCUCAAAAUAGGUCUAAAGUUGGUACUCUUGAGAUAGGUAUUAAGUCUCCACCUUUGACUCCGCUACUGUCACCUAGGAUCUCUUCUCCAGCUGCUCAGAGUCCCUCUUCGCCUAUCAAGGAUGUCAAUAUUCCGUUACUUCAGAGUUCCAGUCCAAUUCGUAAACCCAGCCAGGCUAAAGAGAUCACAGAAACUGGUAAGCUCGUGCAAACACAUACCAGGCAGGUGGAAAAAGAAAUGAUCUUGUCUAUGAGACAGAGGUUGCCAAGUCCUAAAAAAAAUGAAAGCGUCGAGUCGUCCAUUUCGAAGGAUCUUUCUAUCGAUGAGCUUAGACUAGAACCGGAAGUAGUAGAAGAAGUAGUGGAUCGAGAUGAAGAAGAAGAGGAGGAAGAAGAAGAAGAAGAAGAGAAGAACAAAGAUAUACAGGACGGGCCGAAAACAAUUUCUUCCUCGGCUUUAGAUAAUAUUGGUAAAGCCGGUACAACAAUGUGUUUCAGGUUCAACGAUGAGUCCAACAGCAGGGAGAAGAAUUAUUUACCAGGUGUGAAACAAAAUGGGCGAAAAGUCGAGGAAAGAGCAACAAGUAUAUCAAAGGCUAGUAGCUGUGAUAUAAAAAGUAAUGAAUCCUUUGUUGGAAUUCUUCGGGAUCAGGAAAUAGCUUCGAAACUUCUUCGCGAGAGAUUGGCUUUAGAUAAAGAUGACAAGAAGAAGAAUGGGGACAAUGGUGAGAUUGAAGAGAAGAAGGCUGAUAACAAACCUCCUAAGUCUGCUAGCUUAAUCAGUUCUACCACAACGUCCUAUUCUCAGGGUAACGAAUCUAAAACGAUAAGAUGUCCAAAAAGUGAAUCGUCUCCACCUCAAAAACAAAUUGGUAUUAUAAGACCACUUGUGUCUACCAAAACCCAACUUCCUCAACAGAAUUUAAGCAAUCGAGAAUUAGAGAAGAAUCUUAUAAAUCGCGUUAAAAGUAUAGAACAACCUACAAAGGUUGUAGUUAGUUUGAAGAGUGCUGAUGAGAUACAGCCAACUAAGAAGUCGACUUCCACCGGUGGUGCUGGUGCUGGUACUGGUGCUGGUGCUGGUGCUGGUGGUGGUGGUGGUGGUGGUCUUUGGGAUGCCAAACCCUGGAAUCAACAGAACAACACAAUGGUCUUCAAUUUUAGCAACAGGAAGGACGUUCCUGAUUAUAUAGAGAACGAUGGCCUUAUUAUCAAAAGGAAACGCGAGAAGCCAAAGGUUGGAGACGGUGGCAUCAUAGUGCUCGACGCAACUUUGGAUGCUUCAACGACCGACGAUUCCGAAUGGGAACUUUCGGGUGGACCACCGUCACCUUGCGAUGUAUCCUUUCUCAAUGACAAUAUUCUAAUCAAUGGUCGGAGCAAUCUAUCGAGAACACCAAGAAAUCACAAGCAUCGAAUACAAUUUGAUGAUAUGGCGACGCGUACCUUCGAAUAUCCAAGCGAGGCCUCUAUGCUGGAGGGCGAGGGCAGCAUCGUGGAUGGUGAAACCUCUGCUUCCGGAGAGCAAUCUACGCAGAUCAGUAAUAAAACGUCCGCGACCGGUUCGACGACGAGCAUCCCGUCGCUUCUCGGAGGUGGUGGUUUAGCGAGCUAUACACCAAGCAAAGUGGAUUUGGCAUCUGAGGGCUUCGAAUUAGGUGUCACCAGGGCUACGUUAACAACGGGUACAGGCUUAACUACGAACAACACGAAUGGCAACGAUCAACAACAGCAGCAGCAGCAGCAACAGCAGCAAGGGCAAAACACGAGCGAGGUCGACUACUUGAAACCUGCUCAAGAUGGUAAUGCAUGGGGUUCCGAGACGACCGGUGAUCUUCUUUAUUGAAUAGCCGAUGAACCGGUGAAGAAGAAGAAAUAAACGUAGGAGCGAGAAAAGAGGAGAGAAAGAAAGACAAAACUGCGAGAGCCCAAAAAGAAAGAAAAAAGGGAAUCACGUUGAAAUAUUUUCUGCCUUUCUACCUUGAAAUAUAUCAUAUUCCAGAGAUCGAGGAUAACGUAAGAAAAAAAGAAAGAAAGAAAAAGGAAAAGAAGAACGAUUAGCGUCGUAGGUUUGUAAAAAUCGAUCGAAGAGAUAAUAAUGACUUUCGAGCAAAUGAAUUCUGUUCGUUUGUUUCUUUUCUUUUUUUCCACGAGUCCGAAGAAAGAUAGAAAGAGUGGAGACAAAAGUAAAUAAAAACAAGUACGAUAAUGAAAUCCUCAAUCUCGAAUGCACGGCGCAGCAGGAAACGCGUGUUGAAUACGGUUAGACGUUUAGUCAAAUUUACAAAAGAAACAGUAUCAUUCCAAGUUUAUGCAUUUACCUCUUAUUCUUACGAUAUAUCGCGAAGCGAACGGAUAACUUUCCUAAAGAGAACGAAUCAUCGAUUACUGCCAAGAUAUGUUAGUAUUUGUUCUAAAUAUGGCGCCUUAAAAAACUACGAGCCAAUCGACGACGAUGCCUAUUCAUCGAGAGAUCGACGUAGUCGUCGUGUCAGAUAUAUAUGCAAAAAGAAAAUGAAAGCAUAUCACCUUUUUGGCGUAUUUUAUAGGUAUAUAUAUAUAUACAUAUAUGCAUAGUAAGGUCGAUAGGGAGAACUGAAAGUUUUGUAACCUUUUUGAGAUUAUUUUACCGCUAAGCUGCGAAGUAUUUAAGCUGCCAAUCGAGGAUCAGAAUUUUAUGCAAACGUUUUUAGGAAAGAAAAAGAAAAAGAAAAAUUAAAACAAAAUUAUGAUAAAAAUUGAAUAUCGUAGAGGUGUAUGAUCGGGGAUAGGGGGGUGGGGGGAGGGGUAUAUAUGUAAUAAAAACAAAAAGAACAAUACACCAAGAAAUAUACUGAGGUUUAGAUUUGUAAAAGUUUUUUGCCAAAGUAGAACGUAAGUCUACUUAGAAUAUACUUAUCAUAUAUGUACAAUAAGCCACUGUCGAUUUACUGAAUUUGUAAGAAUUGUAAGUCGAAAAGGAAAAAAAAAGGAAUUCACUAUUUCACGUCAAACGAUCAUUUCGAAGCGUAUUGGGAACGCGCCUCGUACGUAACUUAAAUCGUACUUCAAUAAAAGUACAUAUGUGAUUUCAUUUCGAAUUUCAGCCAGCUUUUUGUUUGUCAUAUGCGGACGAGGACCAAAAAUAAUGGAAUAGGAGAUAAAAAGAUUUAUUGGUUCAUUAAGAUUAAUCAUUAAUUUUAAGUGAAAAGAAUUAUGUAUAUACUAAAUUAUUAUUGGUCUUAUGAGCAUUUAGGUUCGUGAUAUCCACUCUCGAAAUUUAGGGAGGGAAAAAAUUAAGCUAGAUUAAGACCGAUAUUCUAUGUAUUUUUAUUUCUUCUAAUUGUCUGAUUUAUGUUCAAGAUAUUAGUGUACCACAUGUAUUCUGAACGUUCAUUUUUGAAUCGUGUAAGUAUUUAAUGUAUUAUCGAAGCAUUACUUGGUAUAGAUAAUCUUUACUUGAUUUGCGUUAUCGCGGACUGAUUCAAGUAAAAAUAAAUACAAUAUAAAGAUAAUAAUUUAUUGAAAGGUGCAUUUAUCGUUUGUAUUGAAUCGUUCUCACGUUUUGUUGCGUCUGAAAUAGCUAUUAAUUAGGUACUGUAACGGUUCUCCAAGUAUUUUGUGAUGUAAUACUUUUAUUUAAUUGCCUAUAUAUACAAGAUCCAUCAAUUAGUGGAUCAAUGUCACAGCGUUGUGCUUACACUGUGAUACUCUUGUUAUUCUUCUAGUACUCGAUAGUAACUCUCAAGGAAAUGCUCGGAAACAAGAACAGUCGGAAGACUAGGGUUAUAUCUGCAUGCUAUCGAUAACUGCGCGGAUUUAGGGAGAUUGUACGCGUAGGAUUCCAAAUUUAUUGACAAAGUAUUGAUUUGUAUCUCUUUUGUAAAGUAGAUUUUAAUCUCCUUACUGCAAUUGGGGGAACUCCGUAAUAUUUCUGUAAAUUAUAUUUGUACAAUAUGAGCAAGUACGAUCAUCGGAGUCCAUAUUAUUAUGCAAGUAGCAUUUAUGAUCAUCCUUAACAUUUGACGCUUGAAUUCACAAUACUACAUUAUCGAAUAUGCUUAUUAAUUAGAAAUAUCGUGUGAUGUAUCGUAUGUGUGUCAAAAUAUUGAAGUAAUAAAAGGAAACAAGUAUGUCUUA